AUGGCGGUGAUCCUGGUCCAGUCGGUGGGCACGCUGCACAGAAGCGCCAUUCCAGUGCGCAUGGAGGAGCUGGGUGCGGAGCCAACGGUGACCAAGGUGAAGGCCUUGAAGGAGACUGAGAGCAGAAGCAGGGCCAAGUACUUGGAGGAGAUGGUCUGCCAACAUACUAGCAUUACGCCCAUCAAGCAGCGAAUGGAGUACAAGGGCCGCGUGCUCAAGGAUGACAUGACGCUGGCGGAGUGUGGACUCUCUGAAGGAGGUCGCAUCUUCCUCGAAGCCCACUGCGAUGGUGGACCCGGGUGGUUCUGGCACUGA
Molecule: messenger RNA, 315 nt
Organism: Symbiodinium sp. CCMP2592
Lineage: Eukaryota; Dinophyceae; Suessiales; Symbiodiniaceae
Source: the annotation of a GenBank genome assembly